CACACACACACACACACACCGUAGUGCAGUCCAGACACAGUCCAGGGAGACACUUUGGGCUGUGUGUGCUUUGGUUAUAGCCUCAAGCUUUCCUGGAUGACUAUGAACGUAACUGCCAUCAAUGAAGGACCACAAUACGACACUCCACUGGGGAACUUGUACACACCUUUUUCAAAGGUCACUGACCUCUGAGAAAGGAUUAAUCCAGUUUCACUCUUAUUUCUCAAUGACACUGAACUUUCAUGUAUCGGAUGAGCAAUUUUAUCAAGUGAGGAGAUGGCCAUGGUGUACAGACUCUAUGUAGGAAUAGUAACAGCUCUGGCCUUAUGCAAAUACUCCCUGGCAGAAUGGAAUACCACAGACGAGUCUGCCAAUCGGACUGUGUCCCAUUGUCAUCACCAUGGCAACGGAGACAAUUGCACAGCAGACACAAUAGAUACAGGGCAGUGGAACGGCCACUUCUCAAAAUGUCCCGAGGAGCUGACAUACUACUGCAUCCACGGGGAUUGUCGUUACAUUAAAGAACAGAAGGCACCGUCUUGCAGGUGUCACCAUGGCUACAUUGGCUCCAGGUGUGAAUAUCUGGACAUGGACUUGCGGAUCGGAGAGAAACGACAAAUCAUAAUUGCCUGUGUCAUCGCCGGGCUCGUUUUCCUCAUGCUUCUCAUUGUAUUCAUCUGCUUUUGUUCACAUCGUAGGUUCAGAUUGUGUUGGCGGAGGAGAAGACGGAGAGAAGAACCAAGGAAUGGGACUGAAAAGCUCAACAUGAUGGACACCAGCACAACACACACACCUUUAACGGAAGACUCAACAGAGCCACCACACACCAAUGCUGUAUGAGAAGUGUGUGUGUGUGUACGUGUGCGACCACAAGUCUGGAAAUUGUUUAGACAUGAGGGAUUUUGUUCUCCAUGUGACAGCUGCUGCCUUUUGUCUCACAGUGAUGGCAGCGUGCUAUAGAAGGUCCUCUCUGUGUUGGAUGGGACUUGGGCCUGCUCAAGGGGAAGGACAUUUCUGAAUAAAGGCUGCAUUAGAUCAAGCAGGAGCACGAGGUUUGCACCCUCCUCUUAAAGGGCAGCCUGCCCAACUUUGAUGAAGCUUCAGAACAAAGAAGAUGCCUCCCUGGAUUUACUAUAAACACAGAUUGGAGAUGAGUUGUGAGAGCUGGUUGAAUGUUGGCAAGGACACUUCCUCCCCCAAAUGGCCAAGAGCCACAUCUGUUUGAAGCCUUUCCACUUAGCACUCCUGACUGCAUAGCACUAAAUAAAUUGUUGCUAUGUUGGAAAAAGCUGUGACACCAGCUGGCGGCCGGUGAUAACAGUUGAUCAGGUUAUUGGUCUGCGCAGGAGAAACUGAAAAAUAAGAGGAAAGGCACUGUGUGAAGACACUACACUCUACUCUAAAUAAAUCUUUAAAUGUAUAGAAAUAUGCAAUAUUAUAAGUACCAGCAGCUACAGAUUCAGUGUUUGCUGUAACUUUGUGUUAUAUUGUUUCUACUUUGUUUAGUGUCAUUUCACACAUGCACAGUAUUGAUAUUUCACAAUCUUCAUUACAAAAUCAACAGUUAUCAUCAUUUAUUCCUCUUAUCCACUGCAAUGUCUCCACAUAAACUCACAGAAUAUUGUUACUCAACAACGUUAGCAAUGCAAGAAGAGCCUUCUAUAUACUAAAGACUGCAGUUCUGGACUCCUGGGUUGGAGGAGGACAAGGAGAACUUGUGCUGGAGGCUUUUUUGAACUGUAUAUUUGGAGCCGAGCAGCCUCCAAGCGACAGAGGCAGCCUGUGUGUGGAGGCUCAACUGAGGUGAAAGUGCUCCACUGUAUGAGACAGUUUCUAAGAUGCCAGCCUUUCACUGGGCUUUUAAUGUGUAUCUGUAUGUGUGUUAACUCUGCAUCUAAAUGUAGAAUGAAGAGAGGUAGGACAGAGUCUGUUAAGUCUGUUUAUAUGUCACCUAUCAAUAAAUAUGUCUGCUGUA
Messenger RNA from Dicentrarchus labrax (European seabass), 1975 nucleotides. It is a transcript of the gene btc, whose product is annotated as betacellulin, epidermal growth factor family member. Bases 277 to 840 code for a protein of 187 amino acids. The record is from RefSeq and is a predicted model, not a curated record. Lineage: Eukaryota; Metazoa; Chordata; Actinopteri; Moronidae. Gene Ontology annotation, biological process: positive regulation of cell population proliferation; positive regulation of mitotic nuclear division; epidermal growth factor receptor signaling pathway. The transcript is spliced from 5 exons.